AUGGUUCACUUCACUUCCGUCUUCGCUGGGCUGUCGCUCGUAGCUGGUUCUCUUGCCGCGCCCUCCAAAGAAGGUCUCUUCUCCAAGAUUACCAAGCGGGCUGGUACUCCCAACAGUUCCGGUACCAACAACGGAUUCUACUACUCCUGGUGGAGUGAUGGCGGUGCCGAUGCUACUUACACCAACGGUGAGGGAGGUUCUUACUCCAUGGAGUGGAAGGACGGUGGUAACGUCGUCGGUGGUAAGGGUUGGUCUCCUGGAAAGGCUCGAACCAUCUCCUAUGAGGGAGAGUACAAGCCCAAUGGCAACAGCUACCUCUCCGUCUACGGCUGGACCCGAAACCCUCUUGUCGAGUACUACAUCGUCGAGUCCUUCGGUACUUACAACCCCUCCAGCGGUGCUACCAAGAAGGGUACAGUUGAGGCUGAUGGCAGCACCUACGACAUCUUCGAGACUACUCGCACCAACGCCCCUUCAAUCGACGGUACUCAGACCUUCCAGCAGUACUGGUCUGUUCGCCAGCAGCAUCGCUCUACUGGUAGCGUUGACACUGGUCUUCACUUCGAUGCCUGGGAGAAGGCUGGUAUGAAGCUCGGUACCCACGACUACCAGAUCCUCGCUACUGAGGGUUACUUCAGCAGCGGAUCUUCUCACAUGACCGUUUCUGAGGGUGCUUCUUCCGGUGGAUCUACUGGCGGUGACGCUUCCCAAGGCGGUGAUGCUUCCCAGGGCGGUGACGCUUCCCAAGGAGGCGAUGCCUCUCAGGGCGCAAACGGUCAGCAAGGUGGCAACGGAAACUCUUUCCAGCAGCCUGGCAGUGAGAACCAACCCCAGCAACAAGAGAUUGACACUGGCGCUAACGAGCCCUGCCAAUAA
Molecule: messenger RNA, 876 nt
Organism: Fusarium tjaetaba
Lineage: Eukaryota; Fungi; Ascomycota; Sordariomycetes; Hypocreales; Nectriaceae
Product: endo-1 4-beta-xylanase
Exons: 3
Coding region: 1-876 (291 amino acids)
Biological process (GO): xylan catabolic process
Molecular function (GO): hydrolase activity, hydrolyzing O-glycosyl compounds
Source: RefSeq, a predicted model, not a curated record